Hevea brasiliensis (rubber tree) is the source of this 1303-nucleotide messenger RNA. Its product is annotated as cold shock domain-containing protein 4-like. NCBI's taxonomy places the organism in Eukaryota, Viridiplantae, Streptophyta, Magnoliopsida, Malpighiales, Euphorbiaceae. Bases 131 to 790 code for a protein of 219 amino acids. The transcript has 2 exons. The record is from RefSeq and is a predicted model, not a curated record. Gene Ontology annotation, molecular function: zinc ion binding; nucleic acid binding.
ACAAGGGAAUAGAUCAGUGGCAGAGUAUGAGAGGGAGUUCUCCCGCCUGAGUCACUAUGCGGAGAGUCUCCUUACUACCAGUAAAGCAAGAUGCAAGAGAUUUGAGACGGGUUUGAAGCCCAGCAUACGGAUGCAAGUUGUAGGAUUUCGACACAGCAACUUCUCAGAACUUAUGUCUCAAGCACUUGAACUGGAGAGAGUUGAAGCAGAAGCAAACCCAGUGAAGGAAAAAGUCGAGAAAUUAGAAAAAGACAAGGGGGAAAAAUCAGUUGAGCAGAGUUCUGGUGCUACCUCCGGAAAGAAAAAGAAGUUUAGUGGACCCAGCAGGGGUCGAGGUGGCAGAUUUGGCAGAGGCAGAUUUUCUGGUCAGAGACCCCCUAGGUCUGGUCAGCAGUCAAGCAGGGGUUCACAUUCUGCCCGCCCCUGUGAGACUUGUGGCAAGAUUCAUGGGGGGGAAUGUUAUUGGGCCACUGGAGCCUGCUUUAACUGUGGAGGCAAGGGCCAUAUAGCUAAAGAUUGUACUAGUGCUCCGAGAUAUGGUCCAGCUCCUACUACUGCCGAGGGAUCUAUUCAGAGUCCUGCUCCUAGAGGUUCACAGUCUGUUGGCAGAGGAAGAGGCAGAGGUAGAGGCACUGCUUCAGGCAGUCAGGGCACAGUUGGUCAGUCUGCACAAGGAAGUGCGUCAGCCAGAGUCUACACGAUGAGACAGCGAGAAGAGGCUGAGACUUCCGAUGUGGUAGCUGUUGAAAAGAAUAUCGGGAAGGAACCCGAGGAACCGAGUCGAGGCUAAAGGACGACUCGUUUGAGGUUUGUGCACAACAUAUACUUUUAUAAUCAUCUUUUGCAUAUCGUUUUAAAUAAUGUGAAAUAUUGGAUUAUGACAUUCUUAUGAUGUUGAUCUAAAUUGUUGAAAGUUAUUAUGUAUAUUUGAAAAGAAAAUGUUUAGCAAAUUGUUAAGAUAAGUUUUGAAACCACAGUGUCAUGACCACAUAUUUGAACACCUCACUAGCACGACUAGUGGGGGUAAUUAGUUUCGAAUUUUGAUUCCUUCUCUGGAGAAGUGUUGAGGUGUGCCAGUAGAAGAGGAUGUGAAUGGAUAUCCAUAUAUUUGAGCUAGCUAGCCUUGUGAUGUGAUUUCUCUUUAGCCUCUGGCUAUUGAGAUUCUAUUUGUUUCGAAUGGCAUGAUUUAACUGUGGGUUUUAUGAAAUGUGUUUUGAUACUUUGAAAUAAACUUGGUUUACAUGUAAAAUCUUACAAUGCAUGAUUGUAUUUAAUUUUCAUGUUUAAUCAAAUUUUUGAAUGA